Catharus ustulatus (Swainson's thrush) is the source of this 7963-nucleotide messenger RNA. It is a transcript of the gene GDA, whose product is annotated as guanine deaminase. Gene Ontology annotation, biological process: guanine catabolic process. Gene Ontology annotation, cellular component: cytosol. Gene Ontology annotation, molecular function: guanine deaminase activity; zinc ion binding. Lineage: Eukaryota; Metazoa; Chordata; Aves; Passeriformes; Turdidae. Bases 83 to 1435 code for a protein of 450 amino acids. The record is from RefSeq and is a predicted model, not a curated record. The transcript has 14 exons.
GGCUCCAGGAAGCCACCGGCGGCAUCGGGAGAUACGAAGGGGAGGCAGCCCGCGGGGUGGCAGCUCCCGGCCCGCCGCAGCCAUGGGCUCCCCGCAGAGCCCGCCGCUCGCCCACGUCUUCAAGGGCACCUUCGUGCACUCCAGCGCCUCGGCCCCGCUGGAGAUCCUGCCCGGACAUCUCCUGGGGGUGGAUGAUAACGGGACAAUUGUGUUUGUGGAACAAGCUGAUCAGCUAGAGCAACUGGCUAAGACGUGGGGAUUCAAAACAUCUGACAUAAGACAACUGAGUAAACAUGAAUUCUUCAUGCCAGGAUUGGUUGACACACAUAUUCAUGCCCCUCAGUAUGCAUUUACUGGUACAAGAGUAGACCUGCCUCUGUUGCAGUGGUUGACUUCCUACACAUUCCCAACGGAAGCCAAAUACCAGGACAAUGGUUUUGCAGAAGAAGUGUACACCAGAGUUGUUAGACGAACUCUGAAGAAUGGCACGACUACAGCUUGCUACUUUGCAACAAUUCACACUGAUAGUUCCCUUCUUCUCGCUGAAAUUACAGAUAAAUUUGGUCAACGAGCAUUUGUUGGAAAAGUCUGCAUGGAUAUGAAUGACUGUGUGCCACAAUACAGAGAGAUCACUGCUGACUCUGUCCAAGAGACAGAAAGGUUUGUUACAGAACUACUGGAAAAGAAAUAUCCCAGGGUGCAGCCUAUAAUAACCCCCCGCUUUGGCCCCUCCUGCACAGAGGACUUGCUGAAUGCCCUUGGGGAUUUAGCACAAACCCACGAUCUCCGUGUGCAGAGUCACAUAAGUGAGAAUGAAGAAGAAGUGAAACUUGUGGAGAGCAUGUUUCCUACCUACCAGAAUUACACUGAACUGUAUGAUAAAAAUAAGCUGCUAACCAGCAAGACAGUGAUGGCUCAUGCCUGUUACCUUUCUGAAGAAGAGCUGAAACUUUUUAGUCUUCGUGGAGCUGCAAUUUCACACUGCCCAAAUUCUAACUUUUCGUUGUGCAGUGGUGUCUUAAACGUGCGAAAGGUUCUCGAACACAAUGUGAAGCUUGGUCUUGGCACGGAUGUUGCUGGUGGAUAUUCAGCUUCUAUGCUUGAUGCUAUAAGAAAAACAAUGAUGGCAUCUAAUAGCCUUCAGAUCAAUAAAGUGAAUGGAACAGGAAUAACUCUUGAAGAAGCUUUUCAGCUUGCCACUCUGGGAGGAAGCCAAGCUCUAGGACUAGAUGAUGUGAUUGGAAACUUUGAGGUGGGAAAGGAAUUUGAUGCACUGCUAAUCAACACGAAGGCUUCAGACAGCCCUUUUGACUUGUUUUCUGCUGAUGAUUUUGAGGAUGCACUCCAGAAGUUCCUGUAUCUAGGUGAUGAUCGGAAUAUUUCUGAAGUGUAUGUGGCUGGAAAGCAAGUGGUUCCUUUUUCAAGUUCUGUAUAAAUUUUCCUCCAUUUUCCUUUUGCAAAAUACUCAGCUGGUCAUUCUGCAUCUGAUUUGGAAAAGAUUGAUUAAACACAGUGCCUGAUCAUCAAGAAUGACACCUCACUUUUGGAUAAGGUUUCAAAAUUUCAAACAUUGAAAAUUUUAUUAGACCUUUCAAGAAUUAUUUUACCAAAAUUUUCAUAGUUCUAGAGGGAACGGCUAUAUAAAUUUCUUUGUAAAAAUAGCAUUUGAUAAGGGAUUUGAUAAAUACCUAUUUAAAGAGGACACCUGCUGCUCUGUUUAAUAACAGUAUAGAAAACAUUAUGUGGAACAAUGAGAUGCUCAUUGUCUAUAGGAAUUUUAAAAACCCCCAGUGCUUGUAAAUUGAUUUUGCAGGUAAUGAAUAUCAUGGAAAAAAUGCAAUUUCUGUAGUAUUAUCAUCAAGUAUGGAAAAAUCAGUGUCAUUUUGGAGAAUGUAGUUUUUCCUAGGAACUUAAAAAAAAAUUAAAACAUUUUUUUAAAUGGGAGUUAAGUAAGUGUGUGUUGAUAAAUAAAUAAGGGUCCUUAUCAAAGAGUUUAGAAUUGUCAUUUGUAGUCAGACACUCCACUGAAUUACCACAAUCUGAAUUACCACGGCUGAAACUUCUGUUAAAUUAGAAGCAGGCACUAAGAUAUCUCUGCAGGCUACAUGAUGGCAAACAAAUUAAGAGGCUUUUCUGGACUAGAGGGAGUGCUUCAUCAAGUUCAGCAUCCUGCAGAAUCUUCCCAAACUCAUUUGCUCCUGACUGUUCAGACAGGAUGAUAUCAUGUCCCUUCUCUUUUCUGUAAGGGAAGUGAGUGCAUUUAAAAAAUUUCCAAGAGAAAUGGUCUCUUUCUGGCCAUUCCUACCUUUGACUUGAGGUGAAAAUCAUCACUGAAAAAAGCAACUCAGCUUUACUGUGCUCAUUGUGUUUUUCAAUGUGGCAGCCAUAAUUCUAGUCCUGUACAAUUCCACAAUUCCAGGUUAAAAAUAUACCCUUUUUGUUUUAGAAAUCUGUGUGACUUCCUUUCCUAAACAGGCAUAUUUUCCUGCUCUUUUCUGAGCUUUUUUUAAAAAUUUUUUUUUAUUUUUAUUUUAUUUGUUUGAUGAGGGGAUUUCUUCUUGUUCCUCUGUUAUAUUUUUGCAACACAAGGAAUGUAAGCUUUAAUUUCAGAGUGAUUAGAGACCAAUAUUGUAUGUAGACACUGUAAACAUGUGUUGAAUAUGGUUUUAAGGCCUGCUUCAAACUUCUUUGAUUUCACUAAGCCUUGUUUCGCACUUUUAUCUCACUGCCUGGGGAUAUAGGACUUACCUCUGUUCACAAGACAAGGGAGGUCACUGCACCAAAGUCUCACUUCAUGCCUACUUCAGAGAGAGUGCUUGGCCCAACGCCACUCAUAAUGUUCUGAUUUUGAAAUAAUUUUCAGAGCUUAUGUAUUGUUAUGAUUACGCCUACAUAAGACAGCAUAGCAUCAAGGGGAAGUGUAACAGCAAAUUCGGGCACUUAGACCAGUACAGUCUGUUCCAUGUGGUUUUUUUGCCAAAGCUGAGGGGCAGUACCAAACAGCAGGGAAUAACCAGCAGGUGUCUUGCAGACAUCACUUGAAUGCAGCCUUGCACUAAGAGCUUGCUCGGGUAUCUUCCAGGGUGCUGCACUGUGCUUGCUGAGGUACAGCCUUCCUAUCCAUUAUGUUCAAAGACUUCUAAGCUUUAGGAGUCCAGAUCUAAGGAUUAAGAUUUACACAUUCCAUCAGGGUGUUUUCUCAACCAUUAUGUUUUUCAGGUGUCCCAAUCACCUACACAGUAGCACUCUUGUUCAGCAAGUAACAGCCUUCAGCUCUUUAACUUGGUUUCCUGAUUCAGUGACUUUUUUUCUCAUGAACUUUGACAUGAAUUUAAUUGACCAAAUUUCACAUUUCAAAACCAAAGAACUGUGAGACACAUGUUUUAAUCCUCCCAUUACUGUUUGAAACUAUUUUUAGGGAAUUACAUGGGUUUCAGCUUUGGCUUUCCUGUGGUGGAGAAAAAUCACACAGUCUUGUGUACAGUGUAUGCUAGUGCCCUACUUCUUUGCCUCCAGAGCUAUGAAUUAAAUCAAUGCUUUUAUUUUAGUGGUAGUCUUAACUGUCUCUGACUUAAUUGUUUUCCCAUUAUUUUGUAAUGUUUUUAAGAAAGGGUUUCAGCAUUUCUUCUUAAAAUAAAUAUCUUUUGGGGGUGGAGAGGUUGCUUAUUUGCAGUCUGAGAACACACUAAAACUUUAACAAAUUCAGGACUACACUGCUGGCCCCAAAGGGACUCUCUAGGAUAACUGCUGCCAGUGAGCUUUGUAUCUGAAUUUUUACUGGGUCAUGAGCAGUUUGACUCUUGUUAAAUUCAGGGAUAAGGUAGGAACUCAUCUUUUUAUUAUAGUUUUUCUAAUGUCAAGUAUCCAGACAUUACGAGACUGAGUAAUGGAAAAUCACCUUUCAAAGAGUCUCAGAUGGAGGAGGAACUCUGCCUGCAGGUAGUGCCAUGGGCUGCCUGCAGCACUCUGCAAUGCCCAAGACCAGGAGGAGCAAGGCCCAGGAUGGACAGCAAUACAAAAAAUGCUGAAGUCAAGUUUAGGGGUAAAGGAAAGAAGUCUGAAUUUGAUGUUGGAGGAGGCCAGUGGAAGAAUUAAUAUAAGAAAUAAAAUGAGGAUCUUUUGACAGCAACAUUUAGGUAGAACUGAAUGGAGAAAAAAUGUGCUGCCAGAAAAGUUAAGUGGGGUUAUCUGAAGCAGUCCCAAAAGCUUGUUCAGUGGAAGACGGCUUAUGCACACAGAUUUUAAGAUUUUAGGUCAUAAAAAGAAUGUAGUAGUCAGAAUUCUCUGAUGUAAUUUAGAGGAAAUUAUUCACUAAGGUUCACUAAGUAUCCCACUGUGAAGUUUUGGUUCUUGAGACUCUGCCUGUGUGUAGAUUGCCAAGAUGUUUGUUUUGGUAGGAGAGGGUCAGUGGAUAAAUGUAGUUACUGCUGGGACUUACACCUCUACACCACAUGCAGCUCAAGACUACAUAUAUUCUGCUUCCUUGGAUAGAUGCCCCUACUGCAUAUGCACUUUGAAGCAGUCAAGCAAUGAGUUCGGGUUCUUAGUGUCUCUUUUAGAGGCUGGAGUAUAUUUGGAAGGCAGCUAGUGUAGUUUCCUCCAAAACAAGCUUAAUUCUUGUAUACCAAACCACCCUGCAAACUGAACCUAGGUUCAAUAAGGGAGAAUGAUUGGGAAUUUAGAACAACACUAUUGUCUCAAACCAGAUGCUAAUGGAGGCUAGAACUUGAACUAUCCCCACUCUGUCCUCAUCCCGUCACAGAAUUUAGCAGCUGGAUACAAAUUGCAGCAACAUUCUUCCACCUUCUUCCCUUUUCUCCAAUACCACCCCUUUCCCACCCCCCCGCCCAAAAAAAAACCAACCAAAAAACACGUAAACCUUAAAAUGAAACAACUGAACACUAUGGGGAUAUGAGUAUGUGGAAGAAAAUAAAGGAAUAAUUUUUAGUCAGUAUAAAUUGACAAACACGACAGUAUAUAUUGACUGAUUAAAGAUAAAACCUCUGGAAAAAUGUACAUUCAACAGAUUCCAGAUGUCUCUCCCCACAAGUUCUCUUACCUGAUGGUGGAUGAGAUCUUUCCUUCUUAAUAUGUCUUUAUGUUCAGUGGUAGCACACCAUGCAGACAAAGGAAAAAAAGGGAAUUUGUGUAGAGCUUGCUUGUUGGGACAAUAUGCUUAUUGUGGUCUAUGGUCAGAUGAGCACUUAUUUAUUAUAAAUAGAAUGUAUUUGAAUUACUGUUAUAUGUUGAUCUCAUUGUGUCACUUUAGGUUUUGAAAUACUAGUAGGAAUUGCCUAUGCAUUAUGCAGCAUUAUUUUAAUUAUUCAUGUGUGGUAAGUGGAGUUCUGCACUUUAAAAUGUUGCCUUGGCCUAAUGUUUAUAUUUAUGCUGUAUUUUUGUGCAAUCCUAAGGUUUUGUAGGGGGAAAAAUGUGUAUUUUUUCACUGUACUGAAAUGAUCAGUAAGUCAGCUUUCUUUUAGAAAAGGGAACUUCAAAAUUACACUGUCCAAAAGUCUGUGCCUGAUUAUACAGCCAUGAAAGGAAAAUGGUUUUAUGAACUUGAAUAAUAACAUUUAAUGUAAAUAGAAAUGCAGAUAAAUAGGAUUUUUUCAAAUAUAAUUAUGAUAAUGCAAUGCAAGUUAGGAAAAGGUAUUACCAUUGAAUAGCUACAGUUUUAUUGAGCAAAAGAGAACAUAGUUAUUCUUGAUAAUUAAUUUGAAAAGAAUACUUAAGUCUUGAAAAACAAUAAGCCCAAGUUCUUUCAAAGAGUAUCCCAGUUUUAAAAGGAAAAGGUAUUAAUGUCAUUACAAGCUGUUUAAAAAUAUUAUUUAAAGUGUUUCCAGGAACAAUCUGUAAUGGAUGAUAAGGUGGACAUCUUUUAAAGUUCUGGAUUUUCAUGAAUAAACUAUGCUGCCUUAUUUGCAGCCCAGAAUGUGUUAGGAGUCAACUUACCUGUAAAUUUAUAGUGUAGGGUCACAGAAUGAGCUGAUUUGGAAGGGAUCCUCAAGGGUCAUUGUAUCCAGCUCCUGGCCCAACAUAGUACCAUCCCCAAGGACAGGGAAAAAAUGAAUUACAGAAGACAUUUGAAAAGACUGGCAGCAGAAUGCAAAAUACUGCAAAGUAGGAAGGAUAGAUCAGAGGAACUCAUAAAAAGAAGAUGGCAUGUCAGUGAAAUUUUAGGUGUGAAAUGCUCCAUUAAAAAAAAAUACGUUCCCAGGUAAUAUUCUAUUACAUAAUGGAUGUCAUUCCUUCUAAAAGUCAUUCGAUCCAAAACCUGACCAGGUUUCCAAAGCAGUUGCUUACAUGCUUAAUAAUACAAACCCAAGUACCUGCUCAUGGCAUAAUUACAUAACCCUUCACAAUUUCUAGAUCUCUGCUCCAAGAUUUAAAUCAAAAUUACCUGUAACAGUUCCAGAAGAAACAUAAUGUAAAGACAUAUUUUGUUUUAUCAACACCUCUCCGGUCAAACAUAUAGCACUGGUCAGAACUUAAUUAGCCUGGUCCCAGUGAAGAAUUCCUGUUCCUGCAUGCCCCAGACAUCAUGUACCUGGUGAUGCAGUGAUAACUGAGUCCAGACACAGGGUCUGGUGUGACUGAAGCAGCUGAAUACAAACUGUUUUAAACUGUUUAGAAAUUAAGCUCAAUGCUGAGAUCACAGCACAUUUUAAAUUACACAAUCAUAUAUCAAGUACUGAGCUUCUACAUACUAGGACUUCAGCUUAAAGCUGUGAGGUUUUUAAGCCCUUGCACUAUAUGUGCAACAGCUCAUGGUUCUCUUAACAGAGAAACCAGCAAAUGACAUCCACAAGGUAUGAAAAAAAGUAACAACAAAAUCAACAAAUACCAUUCUUGUUAAGCCAGAAGGACGUCAGCAACAUUAACAACAAUCUGUUUAUCAAAGUUAAUAGAACUAUUAGUUUAUGUGGCAAGCUGAGCAAUGCUUUUGGGAGGCAGUUUCCCAGAAAUUUCCGUGGAAAUUCUUUCUUAGAAAGUGCCUAGAAUCAGUGUGCUGCAAAGGUCCCUUGUGGCUUCUGCAGAGGCAAUCACUUCUGCAGAAGUGCAUGCAUUAUUAGUCAUACCUAGACCCUCAUUUCUUUACCCUGUCAUGAAUCAGAAGUGCAUAAUAGCUUAAAUUCUGGCAUUGGUUUGUGGUUUCUCAUAGACUUAGUCUUAGUUUGAAAAUCACUAUGCUAAAGGAGUGGAGCUGGGAGAAGGACAAGGAUAAAGGGCCUUACACAGCCUGCCUGAUGCUUCAACACAAAAUAUUUGUCCCACUAGGUAGGUGUUAUGUUUAUACAGCUCUCAGUGAUUUGGCUUAAUGACUUGAGUCAAUUCAAAACAAUUAAACUCAGUCAAGGCUAGGACAAAAACUGUGAGUAGCUGACAAACACAUAAAAAUGUUUUACCAUGAGCUGUAUUUAAGUCAUCAUCAGCUCUCCUUAGCCAAGGGCUCCUAGGCAUAUUUAGAUACAAAAAACUCCCUGGAGAUAAGCCUGCAGGAGAAAAGGACAGUUUUGGUGACAACUGAAGGCUGUAAACUGCAUCCUCUAUGGCCCUUUGGCUUUGGAGCUGGGUUGUAUACUCCUCUAACAACUUUUACAGAUGAAAUUUUUAGAUAGCAUUAGCAUGUGCUCCUUACCUGAGGAUGUUUGCAUCACUUGCUUCAAGACAAAUUUUCUUUCCCCAAAGGAGAGUUCACAUCUUGCUGGACUAAGUUUUUCGGAUGCUGAUUUGUCUGCUUGUCACCUGUUGCGCAUAAGCUGUGGUACAUGUGAAAAUGCCUAACUGGAGUUAAUGUUGUUGAUUUUACCCUUCCUUUUCUACUUGUGCAGUUUCAAGGAAGAACAAUGUAUAAGGAGAAAUAGUAUAUACGAUUUCUGCUGUUCUGCUUGGUUUUGGUCAUGCUAAAUAGGAAGUCGUGUACUGUUGAAACAAAAUAAAGAGGCCUUGUGUUUUACAUCAA